This is a messenger RNA of Cryptosporidium ubiquitum, 1020 nucleotides long. Its product is annotated as glyceraldehyde 3-phosphate dehydrogenase. The transcript has a single exon. Gene Ontology annotation, biological process: glucose metabolic process. The record is from RefSeq and is a predicted model, not a curated record. The coding region runs from base 1 to 1020 and encodes 339 amino acids. Lineage: Eukaryota; Apicomplexa; Conoidasida; Eucoccidiorida; Cryptosporidiidae. Gene Ontology annotation, molecular function: NADP binding; NAD binding; oxidoreductase activity, acting on the aldehyde or oxo group of donors, NAD or NADP as acceptor.
AUGACUGCAACUUUGGGUAUUAACGGUUUUGGACGCAUUGGUCGUCUAGUUUUGAGAGCAUGUAUGGAUAGAAAUGAUAUUACAGUAGUAGCAAUAAACGAUCCAUUCAUGGAUGUGGAAUAUAUGGCUUAUCUUUUGAAGUAUGAUUCAGUCCAUGGUAAUUUUAAAGGUACAGUUGAGGUAUCUGGUAAAGAUUUGUGUAUCAAUGGUAAAAUAGUUAAGGUGUUCCAAGCAAAGGACCCAGCAGAAAUUCCAUGGGGAGCUUCUGGUGCUCAUAUUAUAUGUGAGUCGACUGGUGUAUUCACAACGGAAGAGAAAGCUUCUUUACAUCUUAAGGGUGGUGCAAAGAAAGUUAUAAUAUCUGCUCCACCAAAGGAUAGUGUCCCAAUGUAUGUUAUGGGCGUAAAUCACACAGAAUAUGACCCAUCAAAGUUUAAUGUAAUUUCUAAUGCUUCUUGUACGACGAACUGUCUUGCUCCUUUAGCAAAGAUUGUUAAUGAUAAGUUUGGAAUUGUCGAAGGUUUGAUGACAACAGUUCAUUCUCUUACUGCUAACCAAUUAACUGUUGACGGUCCAAGUAAAGGUGGUAAGGACUGGAGAGCAGGAAGAUGCGCUGGAAACAACAUUAUUCCAGCAAGCACAGGUGCAGCAAAGGCAGUAGGUAAGGUUAUACCUGCUUUGAAUGGAAAGCUUACAGGUAUGGCUAUCCGUGUCCCAACUCCAGAUGUUUCUGUUGUUGAUCUCACAUGUAGACUCGCAAAGCCAGCCUCUAUAGAGGAUAUUUACCAGGCUGUAAAAGAGGCGUCCAAUGGCCCAAUGAAGGGAAUCAUGGGUUUCACAAGCGAUGACGUUGUCUCAACCGAUUUUAUUGGUUGCAAGCUUUCUUCUAUUUUUGACAAGAAUGCAUGUAUCGCACUCAACGACUCUUUUGUUAAGCUUAUCUCUUGGUAUGACAAUGAAUUUGGUUACUCAAACAGACUCGUUGACCUUGCUGUCUAUAUUACUUCGAGAGGUCUUUAA